Molecule: messenger RNA, 1035 nt
Organism: Daphnia pulex (common water flea)
Lineage: Eukaryota; Metazoa; Arthropoda; Branchiopoda; Diplostraca; Daphniidae
Exons: 4
Coding region: 134-856 (240 amino acids)
Source: RefSeq, a predicted model, not a curated record
UUUAUGGAUCCUGUUUGACAGACUUGAAAGCGUCGCGACCGGCUGCAGUCGCACACCACAAACAUCGUGAAUCAAUUCCCAGUUGUUUGAAAUCAAAAAGUGAAACAGUUUGAAUUUCAUUUUUGGCAUCAAAAUGGCCCCCCUCAGCGAUCAGGAAAUGAAGAAAUGGCGGGCGGUGGCCGGUUUGAACAUCAUUUUCGGCGCAAUCGCCGCAAUUGUCCAGGUGGCCACUUUGGCUACGCUGGGCAACGAGUUGGUCGACUUUUUCGGCAUUGGCAUCUGGGGCGGAUGUUUCAUGAUGUCGGCCGGCACUCUCACCAUCAAAAGAAAUCCCAGGUUGUUUUCCAAUUCUAUUUGCGCUUUGCUGAGUGGACUGGCACUAAUCAUCUUAUACGCCUGGAACCUCGGCGUGUAUAUUAAUCAAGAGGGUUAUUACUACUACUGCAUCUCUUACGGUUAUUACGACACUUACACACAGAUUUGUCAUUGGCGGUUGGCGUCCGACAUCAUCUUCAUCGUUUGCGGGAGCUUGGCCUUGAUUUUCAACCUGCUCUUGACCAUGAACGCAAAGGCGAUCGUCGUAGUCUGGCCGAUCGUCCAAAACCCGGUCAACAACGUCCACGGCAUGACCAACACGACGUACAUGGCGACCAGCAACCAGCACCCAGCCGCCUACCAGCAGACCGUCUACCAGGUGCCGGUCAUGACUUAUCCAUCCAACAACACGAACAACGGCGUCAUCUACCAGACGACGCCCGCUGGCUAUCCGCCCGUGAAUAAUAACCAACAGCAACAGCAACCGGUGUACUACAUUCAAACAAAUCCGCCAGCUUACACCGCCACCGCCAAUAACUAAAUAGAAACGACGAAUCAAAUUGUCUGUGGUUAUGUAUACAAUAUAAUACUUCACUUGUCCUGUAUCACAUUAAAAUAUCCAUUAGAUAAAAUUAAAUGUUGUAAUAAUUUAAUUCGAAAAGUGUGAAUCCCAUUCUUUGAGGCAAAUCAAAAUAAACGGUGUACGAUUUUCAAAAGAAA